CACCGCUUCAUUGCCCACCGACAAAUUCCAAAACAUGAGCGAUUCCACACAAUAAGAAAUCAUAGAUUUUGCACUUUAAAGAAAGAUGAGAGCAAUUCCAACAUGGGUAGAUAAAGUACACGACAGGGAUAAAGUAGAACAAUGCAUCUGGGAUUUAUGUUUUAGACCAGAUGGAAGUCAGUUAAUUGUUGCUGCUGGGAACCGUGUCCUAGUUUAUGACACCAGUGAUGGUACCCUGAUACAGCCUCUAAAGGGUCACAAGGACACUGUGUAUUGUGUAGCUUAUGCCAGAGAUGGGAAGAGAUUUGCAUCAGGAUCCGCAGACAAAAGUGUCAUUAUAUGGACCAGUAAAUUAGAAGGAAUUUUAAAGUACACUCAUAAUGAUGCUAUACAGUGUUUAGCAUACAAUCCUGUAACACAUCAGUUAGCUAGUUGUGCUGUUAGUGACUUUGGUUUGUGGUCCCCUGAACAAAAGAAUGUGUCCAAACACAAAGUAAACAGUCGUAUAACUUGCUCUAGCUGGACUAAUGAUGGACAGUACCUAGCACUUGGGUUGUACAAUGGUCUGAUUAGUAUAAGAAAUAAGGGUGGUGAAGAAAAGGUGAAGAUUGAAAGGCCAUAUGCAGCAGGAAGCCCUGUAUGGUCUUUGGAAUGGAAUCCUAGCAGAAAAGGUGCUGUUACUCCCCACUCACAUUUCUCAAAGGAUGAACCAUAUGAUAUAUUGUCUGUUGCUGACUGGGGACAAAGAUUGUCUUUCUAUCAACUCUCUGGUAAACAGAUAGGAAAAGAUAGAUCACUUGGUUAUGACCCGUGUACACUAGGUUGGUUUUCUAAAGGAGAAUAUGUAGUAGUUGGAGGUUCCAACAAGCAGUGCUGUCUUCAUACCAGAGAGGGAGUUAAGCUGGGUGUUAUUGGAGAGCAGGAAUCAUGGGUGUGGUGUGCAGCAGUAAAACCCGAUUCCAAUUAUGUGGCGGUGGGUUGUCAGGACGGUACUAUAGCAUACUACCAGUUAAUAUUCAGUACAGUACAUGGUUUAUACAAAGACAGAUAUGCUUACAGAGAUAAUAUGACUGAUGUGAUCAUACAACAUCUAAUCACAGAACAGAAAGUAAGAAUUAAAUGUCGUGAUCUAGUGAAGAAAAUAGCUAUAUACAGACACAGACUAGCAGUUCAGUUACCAGACAAGAUAGUUAUAUAUGAACUCUAUUCUGAUGACUCAGCAGACAUGCAUUACAAAGUGAAAGAGAAAAUAAACAGGAAGUUUGAAUGUAACCUGCUGGUUGUGUGUUCACAAAAUAUCAUAUUAUGUCAGGACAAGAGAUUACAGUGUUACUCAUUCCAAGGUGUAAAGGAACGUGAAUGGAUGAUGGAGUCCUUGAUACGAUAUAUCAAGGUCAUUGGUGGUCCAUCUGGUCGUGAAGGCCUUCUGGUCGGGCUGAAAAAUGGACAGGAUGGCGGUAGCGAGAUAAUGAAGAUAUUUGUUGACAAUGCAUUCCCGAUCAUGUUACUUAAGCAGAGUACAUCUGUCAGAUGUUUGGAUAUGAGUGCUACCAGAACCAAGUUAGCUGUCGUUGAUGAACACAAUACAUGUCUUGUGUAUGAUCUCAACACUAAAGAUUUACUCUUCCAGGAGCCCAAUGCUAACAGUGUUGCCUGGAAUACUCACUAUGAAGACAUGUUAUGUUUCUCUGGGAAUGGUUUACUUAACAUCAAAGCUAGUAACUUUCCUGUACACCAACAGAAAUUACAGGGUUUUGUUGUUGGGUUUAGUGGAUCUAAGAUUUUCUGUCUCCACGUGUAUUCCAUGUCAUCUGUAGAUGUCCCUCAGUCAGCACCUAUGUAUCAGUACCUUGAAAAGAAACAUUUCAAGGAUGCAUAUAAAGUUGCUUGUUUAGGGGUAACAGAAGGAGAUUGGGAAGCAUUAGCUCACGAGGCCCUUGAAGGAUUAGAUUUUGAUACUGCAAAGAAAGCGUUCAUUAGGAUUAGAGACUUGAGAUAUUUAGAACUUAUACACAGUAUAGAGGAAAGGAAGAAGAGAGGAGAGAAUGACAACAUGAUAUUCCUUGCUGAUGUUUACAGUUACCAGACUAAGUUCCAUGAAGGAGCCAAGCUAUACAAAAAAGCUGGACAGGAACAAAGAGCUAUGAAUAUGUAUACAGAUCUCAGAAUGUUUGAUUUUGCUAAGGAAUACAUUGGUUCUGGAGAUCCAUUGGAUAAGAAGAUGUUGAUUACUAAACAGGCAGACUGGGCCAAGAGUAGCAAUGAACCUAAAGCAGCCGCGGAAAUGUACAUCUCAGCUGGAGAAUUCUGUAAAGCUAUUGAUAUUAUAGGGGACCAUGGCUGGGGUGACAUGUUGAUAGACUUAGCCAGGAAGUUAGACAAGGCAGACAGAGAGGCAUUAUCUAGAGCAGCCAUGUACCUAGCUAAGUUAGAGCAAUAUCCAUACGCUGCUGAAGUCUAUAGUAAGAUGGGAGACAUUAAAUCUCUCAUAUCACUCCAUGUAGAAGCUAAACACUGGGAAGAUGCAUUCACAUUGGUAGAGAAACAUCCAGAGUAUAAGGAGGAAGUUUAUGUUCCGUAUGCACAAUGGUUAGCAGAAAAUGACAAAUUUGAAGAGGCCCAGCAAGCCUUCCACAAAGCUGGACUUCAGACAGAGGCUGUGAAGGUGUUAGAACAGCUUACCCACAAUGCAGUGCUAGAGAGUCGAUUCAAUGAUGCUGGAUAUUACUUUUGGAAACUUUCCAUACAGUGCAUAGAUAUUGCUCGAGAGGAAUCAGAUAAAAGAGAAGAGAUGUUAGAGAAAUUCCAUGACUAUCAGAGAAGAGCAGACAUGUAUUUUGCUUACCAUUCUAUACAGCGGUAUACUGAUGAGCCUUUCACAUCACAUUUACCUGAAGCCUUAUUUAAUAUAUCCAGAUACCUUUUACAUAUGAUGCAGGGAGGAAUUCCUUAUGGUAUAUCCAAAGUUGGCACAUUAUAUGCUCUAGCCAAACAGAGUAAAAACUUAAAUGGAUUUAAACUGGCAAGAUAUGCUUAUGAGAAAUUACAUACACUGAGGAUUCCUAGCAGAUUUCAGGAGGCAGUGGAUCUAGGCAGUGUUAUUAUAAGAUCUAAACCAUUCCAGGAUGCUGAGGAACUAUUACCGAUGUGCUAUAGAUGUUCUACUACCAAUCCUUUGCUGAACAAUGGAGGAAAUUUCUGUAUCAACUGUAGACAGCCUUUUGUUCAUUCCUUUGUUUCAUUUGAGGUCUUACCAUUGGUUGAGUUUGUGAUAGAAGAAGGAAUCACGGAUGAAGAAGCUGUGCAAAUUUUAGAUUUAUCUAUACCUAAAGAGAAGAAAGAAGAGAAGAAAUGGCAUGAAAGUCGUAUGGGGCAGGCUCAAACAUUGCGACUUGGUGAUGAAGCAGAUGAACCAGAGGAGGAUGAUCCAUUCACAGCUAAACUACAUUCUUUUGAACAAGGAGGAACAGAAUUUAAGCCUGUUAGAGUUACACGAUCUGUACUCCAGUCAUUAUCAAGAUCUGAAGUUUACGUUCUAAAAUGGCCCAAACCUUUAAGAUACCAAUUCUUCAAGUCUUUACUACCUGAUGUUACAAUAACACAGUGUCCAUUCUGUCAUAAGUUGUUCCACACAGAUGAUUUUGAACUACAGUAUUUACAGAAAGGCCAUUGUCCAUUCUGCAGAAAUUCGCAGGAGGAUUAACCUAAGAUUAUGAAUUAUGUUGUUUUAAUUUAAUGUUAUAAACAUCUGCUAAUGUAUGUUUGAUUGUUUUCACAUUCUUGCAAAAAAGUGAAAUAAAUGAAAGAAUGACUCAUAACUAGGUAGCAGUUUUCUAAACAGAUUUGAUAUGAGAGGCUUGAUAUUCAUGUUUUAACAUGCACAAUAUUACUGUUACCUUAUCUUGAUUGUCAAUAUAGAAAGCAUGCAAACCAAUCAUUGCUGAACAACUUAAUGAUCAUGAAAGUAUUGGUGUACUCUUUAUUCCGUCCAUUUUAUAUUAGUUUUUAUUUGUUGUAUGACUGCCAUUCUAAACCAUGCUUUGUUUUUUUCUAAGGUUUAUGAUUGUUACAAAAUAAGUUUAUCUCAUUGACAUCAAUGUUUAUACUACAGAGAACAUGAAAUAUUAUUACGUAAAACAUUGAAUAACGUUUUGGAAAAGACUUUCUAUUACUGUUAUAUGUUGUACUUGACAAAAUUGUAUAAAAUAAGAAAAAAUUGUUCAUGUAGUUUUUAAGAGUAGUAUGAAGUAUUUGUUAUCAGUACAUCUGUGAUUUUCUAUCUGUAAAGUAUUUAUUUUUUAAGAUCUGAAAUGAAUGAGAAUAUGUUAAAUUAAACAAAUCUAUUCUUAA
This is a messenger RNA of Mytilus californianus (California mussel), 4350 nucleotides long. Its product is annotated as intraflagellar transport protein 122 homolog. Gene Ontology annotation, cellular component: non-motile cilium; intraciliary transport particle A. Gene Ontology annotation, biological process: intraciliary retrograde transport; protein localization to cilium; non-motile cilium assembly. NCBI's taxonomy places the organism in Eukaryota, Metazoa, Mollusca, Bivalvia, Mytilida, Mytilidae. Gene Ontology annotation, molecular function: protein binding. The record is from RefSeq and is a predicted model, not a curated record. The transcript has 30 exons. The coding region runs from base 86 to 3703 and encodes 1205 amino acids.